Messenger RNA from Adineta ricciae, 753 nucleotides. The record is from the annotation of a GenBank genome assembly. NCBI's taxonomy places the organism in Eukaryota, Metazoa, Rotifera, Eurotatoria, Adinetida, Adinetidae.
AUGGGUAAACUUGAUGGAAAAGUUGCUUAUAUCACUGGUGGUGCAGAAGGAAUAGGUUUCGCUACUGCUCAGCAGUUCGUUAGCGAGGGUGCUUACGUCUUCAUUACAGAUAUAAACCAAGAAAAGUUAGAUUUGGCAGUCGAACGAAUUGGUAAGCAAAGUAUCACAACAAUCGAAGCAGACGUAUCGAAACUCGAUGGACAUCGUCACGUGCACAAUGUAAUUAAGAAAGAAAAAGGUAAACUUGAUAUAAUCUUUGCCAAUGCAGGUCUUGCUGGUACAAUGCCGUUGGGGUCAAUUACUGAACAAUAUUUUGAUGAAAUGUUCAACGUCAAUGUUAAAGGUGUGCUGUUCACUGUUCAAGAAGUUUUACCACUUUUAAAUGAUGGUGCUUCGAUCAUUCUCAAUGCUUCUAUUGCUACUAUCAAAGGUCCACCAGCGUCGAGUAUAUAUAGUGCAACAAAAGCGGCGCUCCGUUCAUUUGCUCGUUCCUGGGCUGUUGAUUUGAAAUCUCGCCGAAUACGUGUCAAUACUAUUAGUCCAGGUCCAAUCGAUACAGCUAUGUUAUGGAAUAUGUAUGAUACCGAGGAGAAAUCCAAAGCAUUUGCUGAAAAAAUUACUACAGCUACAGUUCUCGGUCGAGUUGGUCACGCGGAUGAAGUCGCUCGUGCCGUCCUUUUUCUCGCCUCAAACGAUAGUUCGUACAUUACUGGUAUCGAACUUUUUGUUGAUGGUGGUAUCGCUCAAAUCUAG